Wickerhamiella sorbophila is the source of this 267-nucleotide messenger RNA. RefSeq names its product Mitochondrial import inner membrane translocase subunit TIM8. The record is from RefSeq and is a predicted model, not a curated record. The transcript has a single exon. Lineage: Eukaryota; Fungi; Ascomycota; Dipodascomycetes; Dipodascales; Trichomonascaceae. Bases 1 to 267 code for a protein of 88 amino acids.
AUGUCAUCUGCUGAUCUGCGAGCAAUUUCUCAACUGGACGAAGCCUCGCGAAAGGAUAUCGCUCAGUGGGUGGAGAACGAAAUGGCCCAAGCCAAGCUCCGCUCGACGAUCCACAAUUUCACCGAGAUCUGCUUCCGCAAGUGCGUGACUUCGAUCGGUACUCAGACAUUGGCCAAAACAGAAGAGCUGUGCUUGCAAAACUGCCUCAACCGGUUCUUGGACACUAACUCAGCUAUUGUCAAGCUGAUUCAAGAGCAAAAUAAGUAA